GACCAAUCAGAUUCAAGAAUUUAACAGCAGUUGUAUUAUGCAGCUAUAAUUACAUAAUAAAUGGAAUAACUUUGAUCAAGGUGACUGUAAGACUAUAGCAACAUUUAUUUUUUUGUUUGUUUGUUUGUUUGUUUGUUUGUUUGUUUACAGGCUAUGCUUUUCACAGGAAAUCCCCGGAUUCCACUCAGGGUGAGAGUCAGGGUGUUAGACACACUCCCGCGGGGUUUAAUCCCACCUGGCAACCACCGUCCUGUCGCUUGGAGUUUCUGGAGAGCGCUGAUUGGUGCUGACGAAGGUUAUAAUUUGCAUAAUGGGCGGGUCUUAUAGCGAGUUUAUCCGUCCUCGCGAUGAAGAUUAAAGUUCGUUGAUCCGAGCUGUUACUUUUUUUCUUUUUUUUUAAGGAAGUGGCCGGAAGUUGCUCGUUUUCCGCCUGCGUAUAAAGUGUAAAGUAAUUUCCCUGGACGUUAAAUAGAGGUAAAAGCCAUUCUGAAGAGGUUCUGUUAACUUUCUAGGGCUUGUCAUUAGUGCUGAAUGAGUUGCUGAGUGACACACUGAGGUGUUUAUCUUUUCUCCGGUGAUGGCGGAAGUGUUCGCCGGGCGCGCGCUCCUGAAUAAAGACGGAGAUCUUGUAGAUGCAGAAGAUUCACUCCGUAAUAAAGUAGUGGGUUUGUAUUUCUCCGCCGGAUGGUGCCCUCCGUGCCGCGACUUCACACCGGUGCUGUGUGACUUUUACACCGAGCUGGUGGAAGAGAGCGACCCUCCUGCUCAAUUCGAAAUCGUUUUUAUAUCCUCGGAUAAAUCCGCCGAGGACAUGGCGGAAUAUUAUCACGACCUGCACGGGGACUGGCUCGCGCUGCCUUGGACCGACCAGUACAAGCACGAGCUGAAGAAGAGGUACAACAUCACAGCCGUGCCCAAGCUGGUGAUCGUGAAGGAGAACGGGCAGGUGAUCACGGACAAAGGCAGGAAGCAGAUCCGAGACCAGGGCCUGGCCUGCUUCAGGAACUGGCUGGAAGUAGCCGAAAUCUUCCAGAACUUCAACUGCUAGUGAUUUGAGUCAGUUUUCUGGUGCAACGGAGCUAGUGAAGAAAUGCUGCAUCCCGCACUUUAACAGGGUCUGGACACUUUAUAACCACGCUUUAUACAUUAUUUUUAAAGGCUCUUGCUACUUUGAAGUUUAUUUUUACUGCAGUGUUUUUUUAAUGAGGAUCCGUUUUCCUCAGUUUUAGGAUAGUGGAUUAGUGUGUGUUGUUACACUGGUACUCAGGGACUGUUUUAUGUUUUGCAUUGUCAUGGUGCUUCAGAUUCCCCGGCGUUUCAUUAAAACACUGAUGUUUUCCUGA
This is a messenger RNA of Pangasianodon hypophthalmus (striped catfish), 1343 nucleotides long. RefSeq names its product nucleoredoxin like 2 (gene nxnl2). The record is from RefSeq and is a predicted model, not a curated record. NCBI's taxonomy places the organism in Eukaryota, Metazoa, Chordata, Actinopteri, Siluriformes, Pangasiidae. The coding region runs from base 578 to 1048 and encodes 156 amino acids. Gene Ontology annotation, biological process: sensory perception; photoreceptor cell maintenance. The transcript is spliced from 2 exons.